GUUUCUUUUCUGAAUUCACUCACACUUGCCCCAAUAUACUUGCUAUAUUUCUAGGAUUGGUACUACAGAGAAAGGUCAUAUUACCUUGAAUUUGUCAGUGGAAAAACCUCCUGGUCAUUCUUCAAUGCCACCUCGUGAAACCAGCAUUGGGAUCCUUUCUGCAGCUGUGUCCAGGUGAAGAGACAGUGCUUUAGAGUGCUAAGGAAAUGUUGCAGUAUGUGAUUUUCUUUUUUUGUAUAACAUUUUAUUGAGUGUUAUUGAUGCUGGGGCACAUGAGUGCAAAAUCAACAAACAAAGCAUGUAAAAAUACAGAGAAAAAUUUCCUUUAUACCUGAUCGAUUGUGCACUAAAACCUUUUUUCUCACAUAUAGCGACAGUACACUAUAGAUGUUCUGGAUUUAUAGGAACUGGUAACCUCAUUUUGAAAAUAAAACCGGAUUAGAACUUCCACCAGGCUGUUUAAAUACCUUAUAUUAUUCUCAGACACUCUUUGUAAAGAUCUGGAAGGAACCUAAACCUUACAGAGCUAAGUAACAACAAGUAGACUCUCAAUGUACCGGUCCUUAGAGUGAAACACAAGGAAUGCGUUGUUGGGCUACUAGAACUACAACAGGUCAACAUGGAGUGGGAGAGGUAAGUAUAUAUAGGCAGUACUUAGUUUCUCUUGGCCCACGUUAUGGUGGAAUUCUUUAUGAAUCAUGGAUGAUAAAAAACCUUUUUUGACAGUCACAAUUAUGCAGUGCGCCAGUGUACACCGUCACAGAGAAUGCUGGAGGGCCAAGGUAAGUGACUAGCGAUACUUACUCUCAGCCCUUGUCGCAGGACAGGCAGCUGACAGGAUAGAAAGGUUGUUGGUGGGAUAACACGGUUUGCUGGUUAGGGAGGCUGUUGCAGGCUGACCUAUCUGGGCAGUAUCUUCAGUUUCACAGUUAAAACUCUGACUGGGUGUUGGAAAUGGAGGAUGUGAGACCCGGACUUGGGAGGCAGAACUUAAAGGAGAGAAAAAUUUACCACCUCCUCCACAAAAGCUUAAAGCUACACACAAAACUAAGCACGUCAUAGGUGCAGAUGGUGCCAUUCCGCUCCCAGAUGGAGAAAAAUUUAAUAUUGUUACUACUGCUGUACAGCCUCUAUUGAGAAAUCUCAGCAUAAUUAAAUACAAUUAUUCCUUGCCUGGUUUCAGGGUUAUUGCAACAAAGGUUAUUUCUGAAUUUAAAGAGCUAGCAAUGCAGAUAACUGCUGCUCUUAUAGAAAAAAAAGAGAUCGAGUUCUCCAUCAUCUUCUGAGUUAUUCGUAGGUGAUUGUUCAAGGAGCUCAUAUACAUCUGAAAGGGCAAGUAAAGACUGAUUUGGAAACAGUUUCUUUUUUUUUAUUUUGUUUUUCAAUUCUUUAUUUAAUACUGCAGAUGAGAUACAGUUGUAUGUUUAAUUAUCGUAUGAGAGCUAACCCAUAACCGCAAACCUCAGAAGACGCAGGAGACACAUGUUGUAGUGGAGGUAUGUGUCUUUUAGAAAGGUACAUAGUAUUAGAAUACAAACUAUAGUACUAUGAAGUACAUUUAAGAACAUGUGUGAUGAAUGUAUGUGAAAUUUCUCAAAUCAAUAUAGGAAAUAGUACAAAGAAUAACAUGAAUAGACAUAUCAAGGUAUACUACUCACCUUAUAGUGGAACAUUAUUCAAAGAUUGACAUAACCCUGUAAAGAAAAAAGAAGAGAAGACAAAGAAUAGAGUUGGUUAAGGAAGAAGUAUGAAAUAAAUAAGAGGAAAAAUAAAGAUAAUGGAAAAAAGGCAAGCAAAAGAAUAAGUAAAAAGGUAAUUAUGACCCACUGUGGAUUCAAAGUACAGCCUUUAGAUAUUACAGUAAAAGUUGAUUAUCUGGGUCAUAUUCCAACCACAUGUCCAAGGUUUUAUGGAAAAAAGGAAGAGCGUUUGGAACCAGGGCAGUAAAUCUGUCCAUAUCAUAGUUUGCUUUGACCUUAACCUCAAUCUCUCUUCUUAACGUAAUCCUAUAUCCAUUUAGCUGCAAGUAAUAUUUGAGCUGCCAACAUUAUCUUAUUAUAUAACCUUUGCAAAUGGGAUCGAAUGCCCUCCACUGGGCAUGAAAGCAACAUCAAUUUUGGUUGAAUAGUCUAUGAAAAACGUCUUUGGGAAAGCCUUCCACCUCCCUCCAGAACAUUGCUAAUUUAGUGCAUCCCCACCACAUAUGGUGGUAAGAACCUAUGUGACCACAGCCUCUUCAACAGAGGUUUAUAUAGGAUCUCCCCAUUUGAUGUAACAGAACCAGUGCUGGAUGCCAGCAGUAUAGAUUCUUAUACAUUUGUUCUUGGAAGACACCGCAGACUAAAACCUUAGCGGCUGCCUUAAACAUGUCUUCCACGCAGUGCCCUCUAACUCUUCUCCAAGAUCCCUCUCUUAAACACCUCAAAGAACUUGAGCCAAUUUUCUUCUGCUUUCUUAAUCCCUUUAGAUUGGGCAAAGUUACGGAUUUACUGGAAAUAAUCUCUAUUAGUAAGAGGAGAAACUGCAAUUCUUGAAAUGUGGGAAACUUCUCCAUAAUCCACAAAUGUUAAGUACCUUUUGCAUCCCCGCAUUCUCUAGGCAUCCCAAGGCUUCAAUCCCAGUGUAAAUAAUCUGUUACAGAGGCGAUGGGCUUGAUGCUAGCAAACCAGCCUCUAAAAUUGUCCCAUAAGUGUAAAUGAGGUGGCUGUAGCGAUGCUUGGUUCUUCUGUUGUCCGCAGGACACAGGACUACUUUGCAAUACCCAUUUGCAAUAAACAAUCCAGUCCCAAUGGGCAAAUUACAUCUCAUUUCUUCUACGAAAAUGUUAGGGAUGUGCAUGGGGAAAAUAUUCUGUUCAGCACUUCAGUUCGACACUUUGGAACUAAAGCAACUUCGGCACUUCAGGGACUUAUGUUCUCUUGCAGCCGCUUAGUAGAUAACUCCCUAAUUCCCACGGUAUUAGGGAGCUAUCUACCAAAAGGCUGAAAGACCUAAAUUGGUAUUUCAGUCAAAUUUAGUAAUACCAAGUAAAGAUGACUUAUUAGUAGUAAAUUCUGCCCCUACUUGCUAUACCGCGAGUAGGGGCAUGUCUAGUAAACAGUGAGCAGCCCAACCCCCACAGGCUCACGGUAUAGCGAGUAGGGGCAGAAUUUACUAAGGCCGUAAAGGUUUAGAUAUUAAGAAAAUGCAUUAAGUUUGACCCCAGUUGCACAGUGAGCAGAAUAUGCCUCCCUUCCAAGUCACCUAUUGUAUUCACCACCUUAAAAUACAUUGGGGCAUUAAGAAUAUUGCAACACCACUAUGUUUAUGGAGGGUACUGGAGAUGUAGGCCUGAGUAUAUAUGAUCGGAUAGGGAAAUCUGUCUGUCGGGUGGGGCAAAAUAAAUUGAGCCAAGAGCUCAUUAUAUUGUGUAUUUUGGAAGGUUUUCUACGUCAAAGCAAGUUCCAGGAAAUGAAAUAGGAAUGGAGAUGUAAGUAAUGUCCGAGUUACCUCACCGGUCACCAAUCAUGGGGAUUACCAAUCUGCUAGACUGCCAUUUUCCCAGCCUCUUCUAGCUACUCCAGCAACACUAAUGCUGGCUGCUGCGCACAUGCACACAUUUUUAUGAAACGGCGCAUGUGCGCUGGUGUAAUGACAUUUGAAAAUGACAAACUGAGGCGAAAUCACAGCUCUCUUAUAUUUUGGGGUGUGGUUAAAGCAAUUAAUCCCGCAUCCUACAAAACCUCUAGUGCACAGUUCUUUAUUCUUAUAAGGAAGACAUUCCAAAAUAUUCAAUCUCCUAAUAAAAUGAGACAUAGAAAAGAUUCCAGUCAAAGAACAAUUUCAAGGGGUCUAUUACAGGUUAUUUCUGUUGGAGACAUCAGAUGGAUCUCUUUUUGAAUGGUUCUGGAUUUUAAGAGAAUCAACAGAUGCAUAGCUUACCAGAAAAUUUGUAUGGAGACUAUACCAUUCAUCAUAUUCUUCAAGAAAAAGAUCUAAUGGCUACUCUAGAUCUAAAAGAGGCCAAUCUCCAUGUUUUGAUGGAUGUGUCAGCAAGGAAAUUCUUCAGUAAAGCAGUAAUGGUAAAACAGAGGAUGCUAUAUUGUCAAUUCAAGGCCCUUCAAUUUGGGUUCUCUACUACCCCAAUAAUCUUUACAAAGAUUAUGCUUCCUUUGACCUCUUACCUAGCACAACAUGGAGUGGUACUGAAAACAUACGUGGACUAUAGGUUUCUCAUGGCAGGUUCAAGACACUAUAAUAAGAAAUCAUUCAUAUAACAAUUCAUGUUCUCCAAUUGGAAGUUUGUUUCUCCCUGCUCAAGAGCCAGAUUAAGAUCUUUGCAAUGGGAAAUACUGCAGACAGAUAACAAGGAUCAAGAAGCAUUGGAAGCAGACAUGGUUAUUUCAGGGAAAUAAUUUGAUAAUGCUCUCAAAACUUCUGUUUCAAAUACUAGGAAGGCAUUCUAUAAAUAUGGAAACAAGAGUGGAAAGCUAUUAGCUUGAGCACUCAGAGAAGGUAGAAAAAGAAUAGUUUGUUAGUAAGAUACAACAUGACGGCUGAACCCUGGUGACCCCGUGGACAAAGCUGAUGGGUUAUACCAGUUUUAUUCAGCGAUUUACAGCAUCGAUGAGAACACAUCUCGAGACCUUGAUCCCCUUGUCAGUGGCUGAGUGGCUCAGCUAUAUUUUGCAAUACAUUACCAAGCCUCGAAGAACCAAACACACCGGAUGGGGAGAGAUAAAUUAUCAAAAAAUGGGAAGAGCCCCGACCCUGAUGGUUUUAUGUCAAACUAUUACAGAACAUAUGCAAAUUUGCUGACCCCACACCUUCUUCAUAUACUGAAACCUAUUAAACAGGGAAACUGACUUGAUUCUGCCUUCCAGGCACAUAUUUUGGUGCUACCCAAGGAGGGGAAGGAUUGUGUUAGAGCUACCGACCAAUCUACCUGUUGAAUGCUGCUUGCAGCCACAUUUCCCUGGCCUCAUCCACCCAAACCCGGUGGGUUUUUGUCCUGGGAAGAAAGGCAUGCAACAGUACUACCAGAGUUCUUAAUAUGAUAUACAAUGCUUCAAGAGAUUGAAGCCCCUCAUUACUUAUUUUGCCAGAUGCAGAAAAGGUGGUCGACAAGGUAGAUUGGACCUUUCGUUUUGCGGUGUUGCGUCGAGUUGGCCUGGGACCAAAUAUGCUGGCUUCAAUUUUGGAGUUGCAUUUUGGUCCUUUUGCACGCUUGUGUGUGAAAAAUGUCCUUUCUCAUCAAAAAGGGCACUAGACAGUGGUGUCCCCUAUCUCCCCUCCUAUUCAUAUUGCGUGGUGACAUAUGUGGAUGACCUUCUUUUUUCUAUCACAAAUCCUACAUACCUAUCAAAUCUGAAAGUAAAUUUUACGAAAGUAAAUUAGAUGUUCUCAACCUUACAUACAAGGCGUCACUGGUAGCCACUGUGAAAACUGGGUGUAAUUUCAGGUGGUGCAGUGUAGCAAUGAAGUAUCUAGGCACCAUGAUAACCUCCGAUCUUGUUUAGACAUUCUUGCUAAACUUCACUCCCCUACUAACUUGAGUUAGGCAGGGCCUGCAGAAUUGGUCUCUACAGCAUAUCACCUGGUUUGGCAGACUGGGAGUCUUGAAUAUGAACAUUCUGUCUUACUUCUUGUACCUCCUACAAUUUUUACCAGUCCACGUCCCUCAGGACUUCUUCGAACAGACUCAACGGAUCUUCCUGGAAUACUUCUGGCGCAUCCGCAAGGCAAACCUGCAGUACGACACCUUCAUUAGAAACAUAGAAACAUAGAAUGUGACGGCAGAUAAGAACCAUUCGGCCCAUCUAGUCUGCCCAAUUUUCUAAAAACGUUCAUUAGUCCCUAGCCUUAUGUUAUAGUUAGGAUAGCCUUAUGCCUAUCCCAUGCAUGCUUAAACUCCUUUACUGUGUUAACCUCUACCACUUCAGCUGGAAGGCUAUUCCAUGCAUCCACUACCCUCUCAGUAAAGUAAUACUUCCUGAUAUUAUUUUUAAACCUUUGUCCCUCUAAUUUAAGACUAUGUCCUCUUGUUGUGGUAGUUUCUCUUCUUUUAAAUAUAGUCUCCUCCUUUAAUAAAUAUCCUCCAUAAAUAUCUUUAUGUUAACGUACAAAACCUCAACUGGCACCAAGUUUCAGGAAUCUGGCUUUAAACUUCUCACACAUUGCUACAAUACCCCUGAAAAGAUAUCGCACGAACAGGAUCCCGAAGGCUGACGUUGUGGGAGGGAAUUGUGCACAUUAUUUCAUGUUUUUCACUGGUUAGUUAAUGUUAGGCCUGGAUUGCAAGACCUGGCCACAUACCACAGAUCUGUACACUUACAACAGAUAGUAGAGUGGAAUAUUGCACCCCUGGACAAACUCUGGGCACAUCUGGAAGGCCAAUUCACUUACAUGCCAUAGCUGCCCUAGCCUGGUUGCAACCUGGUGUUUGCCCUUCCCUUCUGAACCAAAAUCCUGUUAUCUUGGCUACUAUGGUGGUGUGGAGAGAAGUAAUGGGGCCGGAGGAUGUAUCCCUGCCUCUGUCUCCUCUAAUGCCCAUAACAUGGAACUCUUAAUUCCCAUCGGCAGAUGCUAAACCUUUUGUGACCUCACUAGGGCUCCAAUAGCCUCUACGUCUAAGAGACAUAUACACACACGACUGGUAGAGUACCUUACAUGACUUGAACAUCUGUACGCUGCAUUCACUACUGACGCAAUUCCGCUUUCGUCAACUUUCACAUUUCAUAACUAGAUUGCCUGACUCACUUCGACCCCUGACCACCUUCAUAUCAUUGUACCAGCAGGAUUCCCUUUCACCUCAUGCGAUUUCUAUUUUAUACGCUGACGUAAACACCCCACCACGUGACAUCCUCCUUCCAUACUACACAAAAUACUGGGAGCUAGACUUACAGCACUCGUUCACCAAGGAUAAAUCGCACGAUAUCUUUAUGUUAACGUACAAAACCUCAACUGGCACCAAGUUUCAGGAAUCUGGCUUUAAACUUCUCACACAUUGCUACAAUACCCCUGAAAAGAUAUCGCACGAACAGGAUCCCGAAGGCUGACGUUGUGGGAGGGAAUUGUGCACAUUAUUUCAUGUUUUUCACUGGUUAGUUAAUGUUACUAUUGAGGGUCCUAGCAUAACAUAAAGUAUUUAAUUGAAGGGCCUGGGGGAGGCUCUAAUCCUUUUUAAUUUUCAGAACCUGUCCUUAUAAAGCCAGAACAUCUCUUGUAUAUUGCUCUUAAUACUAAGGAAAAUAAUUGACAGUAAGUAAAACUAGUGUUUAAAAUUAGUUUGAAAGUAAAAAAUGCUGUCAGCCAAGCAGGAUACGGUGGCAGUCUACAAUCCAGCAGUAGGACCUUGUGUGUAUCGAGAAAUCUCUCACGAGUUGGGGACCGAUCUAUCUACAGCGUGCACCUCUCAGAGUGAGGUCUGAGAUGCACGCUAACCUCACUGACAAGCCAACAGCCAGAGGAAACUUUUGUGACACAAAGUAUCCAUAUCCAUCCUGGCCGGUCCGUGGUACAAAUUUGAAACAAGGACUACUAUUGUGCUGGUAAUAUUCUUGCUGAACGUUCCUGGCUUAUAUUUUUGUAUUUUAAUCAGUUUAUACACUUAUUUUUUGAUUAUUUUUUGAGUAUCUUUUAUUAAUAAAUUUGAUUUUAUUCUAUAUUCUCUGGAAGAUUUAUCUUUUAAGUGGUUAUUUUUAAGCGAUAUUCUAUUCUAUUGCCCCAACUGGUAUUCCUAUUCUAUAUGGUUUAUAUCUUUCCUAAAAGUACACUAUUUUGGUAUAUGUUUCAUUCUGUCUGUUUUUUAACAGAUUUAAAGGCACAUACACCACAUACGGUUAUAUUGCACGGAGAGACUAAUUUUAUUUAUCUAUAUAUACCAUCAGACCUCUUAUUAGUAUUAUUGUUAUAUGUGAAGUAUAAUAUUUGGUGUAUACUCCAUCUAUUCUGCCCAUAGCAGAUUUAAAGGCGUACACACCAUACAUUACUGCUGCACUUUUAUCAGUCUCCUUUUUGAAACAUUGGAGUUUAUCUGAGUAAAUCUUUACAAUAUUGCAUUUUUAGUGUAUUUUUAUAUAUUUUUUAUUAUAUUUUAAUUUUUUAGAAUCCAAGUAUAGUAGGUAUAAUCACAUCCUAAGCCAUUUCAGGUGGAUCAGCUCCUGGAAAAUCUAUACCAACCGAGGUUGUUAUAUUAUCUUCUUAUUAUAAAAAAAGAAUGUUUGGAAAUCUCUUCACAUUUAAUGAUAAAGUGAUGAAUUGUAAAUGAUGUACAAUAGUUAUUAUUCCCAGCUAAUAGUUAUAAAAUAAGCAGUUCACCAUUGUCUAGCAUUCCUUAUUCAAACCAAACUUUCUCUCCAUUACACAGACUGGAGAAGAAUCCAAUGCCGAACCUGUUUGGCGAGGGUCCUGAAAGAUCUAUGUUUGAAGAUCUAGCAGGGGAGGUAAGAUCCAUGCUCACUAUCUUGUUACCUGCAUAUGGAUCACAACUACAUAGCAAUGUGCUGUGUCUGAAUGUGUCAUACUUCUGUGCAUUUUAUUUCUAUGUAGUUAUGUGAUACAUUCAGACACAGCACAUUACUAUCAGGGUUAUUUACUAAAGUGACACUUCAAGUAAAUUAUUAAAUAUAAGGCGACACUAGCCAAACUGAAAACAUAGCUGGCUUAGAAUUUGUCCAGUUUGGCUAUUUUGACCUUAAAUUUUAAAUUUCUCUCUAAAUUUUCACUUUAUUGAAUUACCCUGCCAGUGUUUUAAUGUUGUGUUAAUUCCGUUUUCUUGAAACACAUCCUUACCCUUUUUUUAAACUUUAGUUUUCAUUCCUCCCCUCAAUCACAUCAUCCCUGCCUUCCUUCAGGGCUUCUUUCCUACAUUAAUUACCCCAUUCCUUACUUGUGUUUCUUUUACCUCUGGUACCCUGUGAUUCUAAAGGCAAAAGCAGGUGCAACGUUGGUCCCUACACACGCAUCCUUCAUUCACUCAUUUAAAGGAACACCAAAUUGGGUGCGGAAUCACUCUUUAGCAGAUAUACCACCAAUGAAUACAUCUAAAUGCACUGCGCUGCUCAUGGGCGGGGUUCUUUCCCCUUUCCCCCAGAAUCAACCCAUGUUCUUGCUAUGGAAUGAUAAUACUGUUAGCCAAUAUGGUGUAGCGCUAAAUAUCAGUACAAAUGAAGCUUAAAAAGUAUAGUACAUUGAUGAUGGUAGAUGUAAUAAAAUACCUAAAAAAUAAUACAGAGUUCAGUAUUGUAAAAUUAAAAAACCAGUGUGGAAUAAAAUCAAUAAAUGGAACCACUCACAUUCUUCUGAGCUAGAAACCUAGCUCAGGGAUGAAUAGCCUGUAGGUCCGUUUAGGCGACCUCCCACUCUUUUGGUAUAAUCUUUUCUGUAGUCCUAAAAGUAGGCUCAAACAAAGAACAUAUAAGGUGCAAUAUUAUAUUCUCAAUUUAGGUAGGUGAUUAAUCAAAUGAAAUGAUACUCACAAAGAUAGAGCCAUCAAUAGGCUCAAUCACAGCAUAUUGUGUAGUUAAAGGAGCACCAUAGUGCCAGGAAAACAAACUAAUUUUCCUGGCACUAUGUAGUCCUUAGGUCCCCCCCCCCCACCCUCCUGUCUUGGUGAUCUGCUUAUGGAUAAUAUGUAUGUCUUACAGUUUGUUUUCCCCCUCAACUUGGUGAUGGCAAAUCUGUGGCUUUUUUCACCUAUCGUUAGCAGGUUAGCUAUCUUUAUGUUUUUGGUUCACCUGGAUGAAACGGACACUAUAGUCACGAAAACAACUUUAGCUUAAAGGAACACUAUUGGGCCAGGAACACUAACUUGUAUUCCUGACCCUAUAGUGUUAAAAUCACUAUCUAGGUCCUGGGACAUACUUGGAAACGGGAGAAAUCUCAAUGUAUCCUUCCUGUUAAAAUAUUUUAUAAAUAAAAUACUUUAUAAAUAAAUAAUGGCCACCCUUAAUAUAGUAAAACCUUAUCUUAUUUUCAGUGCUGCACAGGUUAGAACCCCUUCAGCCACUUACCUUUAUCCAGCGCCGUGCUCCCUCUGCGCUGGUGACCUCUCCUCCCCCUCCGACGUUGGCUCCCAAGUGGAGCCGAAUGCGCAUUAGAAACGCCCAUAGGAAAGCAUUACUCAAUGCUUUCCUAUGGACGUCAGCAUCUUCUCACUGUGAUUUUCACAGUGACAAUCGAGGAAGCGGCGUCUAAUGGCCCAUGUUUUCAGCUGCAGGGUUAAAACUAGAGGGACCUGGCACCCAGACCACUUCAUUGAGUUACUACACACCUAUAUACCGGAACCAAAUGCCCAGAAGUGUGUGUUAAAAAUUACUAUUUAUUAAAGGGUAUCUCCCAACAAUAUAAAAACCAAAACUUCCUAAGCAUAAAAAUAUACAAAAAAUAAAUAGUGAACAAGCACACUAAAAGGACACAAUUGGCAAUCCACAAGUCUUAUCUUUCUCUAAUGAUAAUACUGUGUUUACAACAUUGUUAGUGCAAAGUGUAUAUGUAAGGAGCUGGUAACUAUCUUUCUACACUGCCCUCUAAUCCUUCAUCACUAAUCCAUACUGCCCUGUUGCUUAAAGGAAAGCUGUCAUAUCUUUAUUUCCUUUUUAGAAUUUUUAUUUUCACUUAUAAUAUUUAAAUAUGUGAAGUGUGAAAUAAUAUUAAAAUUUGUAGAAAUCCACACCUCUUUAUCCUACAGUUGGGUUCCUCCAUCUUAGCUCCCUAACCGUGAUUGUUGUCAGCUCUGUCUUUGCACCUGACAGUCUGCACAGAAAGCAUGCAGAGGAGAGUAAAACACUCUCAUUCCUCAUUUCCUCAUUUGCAACAUUUGACUGGCUUUGUAAUGUCUGAACUAGAUUAUGUUAAAACUUUCUAUAUUUAAUACAAAUUUCAAAGAAAACAGAGAAAACAUGAAUAAGGUUGACACAAGUUAUUACAGAUUUUUCAAUGUUUUAUUCAAUGGUGUAAAUUUCACUCCUUGCACAGUCGAAUCUCACAUUUAUAUAGGGUUUAUUGUAUCCUGUCCUAUUUACUGUCUUGGUGAUCUGCUUAUGGAUAAUAUGUAUGUCUUACAGUUUGUUUUCCCCCUCAACAUGGUGAUGGCAAAUCUGUGGCUUUUUUCACCUAUCGUUAGCAGGUUAGCUAUCUUUAUGUUUUUGGUUCACCUGGAUGAAACGGACACUAUAGUCAUGAAAACAACUUUAGCUUAAAGGAACACUAUUGGGCCAGGAACACUAACUUGUAUUCCUGACCCUAUAGUGUUAAAAUCACUAUCUAGGUCCUGGGACAUACUUGGAAACUGGAGAAAUCUCAAUGUAUCCUUCCUGUUAAAAUAUUUUAUAAAUAAAAUACUUUAUAAAUAAAUAAUGGCCACCCUUAAUAUAGUAAAACCUUAUCUUAUUUUCAGUGCUGCACAGGUCUUCUACUGAUCCACCUCCUUGGCUGUCAUAAUCAGAACUGAUCAUCUCAGCCAAUCACAAUGCUUUCCCAUAAAAAGAUUCUGAUGAUCUCAGCCAUUAGGUGGGGCGGUCAGUCAGUAUCUCCUCAUAGAGAUGCAUCAAAUCAAUACAUCUCUAGGAGGAAAGUUAAGCUGUAAGAAAGUACCUCUAGUGGCUGUUUGGGGAGUGUCCACAAGCAGUGUUCCUAGGCUGAAAUUUAAACAUUUCCUUUUCUCAGAAAAAGCGGUGUUUACAACAAAAAGCCUACUGGGACAUGGUAUAGACACCAGAACAACUACAUUAAGCUGUAGUUGUUCUAGUGACUUUAGUGUGCCUUUAAUGAAGCCGUUUUACUUUAAAGAUCACUCUUCUGCAGUCUCACUGCUCAAUUCUCUGCCAUUUAGUAGUUAAUUCACUUUAUUUUACAACCCUAGUUAUACUUAUCUGCAUGUGGCCUACAACAGUCUUCCUAAACACUUCUGUAAAACAUCUAAUGUUUAAACUUCCUAUGUAGCACAGUCUGUUUAAUUUAGAGUUUCUUAUCUCUUGCACUGUUAGCUUGCUAAACCUUACAUGAGCUUCCUGUGUGUGAUUAAAGUUCAAUUAACAGAACAGGAGAUAAAAACUUAUGAAGCAAAAUAACAUCCGACUGAAAAUGAAACCAGUUUUCUUUGAGGGGACUUAGGGCUGCAUAAACGGAAACAAAAGUGAUUUAACUCCUAAAUGGCAGAGCAUUGAUCAGUGAGACUGCAGGGACAUGAUAUAUACACCAAAUCUGCUUCAUUAAGCUAAAGUUGUUUUGGUGACUACAGUGUCCCUUUAAUGUGUAUGAACUUCUUAGAAACAAAUUAUACCCAUGUGUGUGUUUUUUAUGUAUGUUUUUAACAUGUUUGACAAUCGGAUUAUUACUAUAAGAUGACUACAGAUGAUACUCGAAAAAUUAGAAUAUCGUGCCAAAGUGCAUUUAUUUCAGUAAUGCAACGUAAAAGGGGAAACUAAUAUAUGAGAUAGACGCAUUACAUGCAAAGCAAGAUAGUUCAAGCCGUGAUUUGUCAUAAGUGCGAUGAUUAUAGCUUACAGCUCAUGGAAACCCCAAACCCACAAUCUCAGUAAAUUAGAAUAUUGUGAACAGGUGCAAUAUUCUAGGCCCACAGUGUCCCACUCUAAUCAGCUAAGUAAGCCAUAACACCUGCAAAGGGUUUCUGAGCCUUUGAAUGGUCUCUCAGUCUAGUUCAGUAGGAAUCACAAUCAUGGGGAAGACUGCUGACCUGGCAGUUGUGCAGAAAACCAUCAUUGACACCCUCCAUAAAGAGGGAAGGCCUCAGAAGGUAAUUUUGAAGGAAGUUGGAUAUUCCCAAAGUGCUGUAUCUAAGCACAUUAAUAGAAAGUUAUGUGGAAGGGAAAAGUGUGGAAGAAAAAGGUACACAAGCAGCAGGGAUGACCGCAGCCUGGAGAGGAUUGUCAGGAAAAGGCCAUUCAAAAGUGUUGGGGACUAUCACAAGUAGUGAACUGAGGCUGGAGUCAGUGCAUCAAGAGCCACCACACACAGACGGAUCCUGGACAUGGGCUUCAGAUGUCGUAUUCCUCUUGUCAAGCCGCUCCUGAACAACAGACAACGUCAGAAGCGUCUUACCUGGGCUAAAGAAAAACAGACCUGGUCUGUUGCUCAGUGGUCCAAAGUCCUUUUUUCUGAUGAGAGCAACUUUUGCAUCUCAUUUGGAAACCAAGGACCCAGAGUCUGGAGGAAAAAUGGAGAGGCACACACUGCAAGAUGCAGUGUCCAGUAUGAAGUUUCCACAGUCUGUGUUGAUUUGGGGAGCCAUGUCAUCUGCUGGUGUUGGUCCACUGUGCUUCAUUAAGUCCAGGGUCAACGCAGCCGUCUACCAGGAGAUUUUGGAGCACUUCAUGCUUCCUUCCACAGACGAGCUUUAUGGGGUUGCUGCCUUUAUUUUCUAGCAGGACUUGGCACCUGCCCACACUGCCAAAAGCACCAAAGCCUGGUUCAAUGACCGUGGGAUUACUGUUCUUGAUUGGCCAACACCCCCCCAUAAUCUUAACCCCAUAGAGAAUCUACGGGGCAUUGCCAAGAGAAAGAUGAGAGACACGAGACCAUAUAAUGCAGAAGAGCUGAAGGCCGCUAUUGAAGCAUCCUGGUCUUCCAUAACACCUCAGCAGUGCCACAAGCUGAUAGCUUCCAUGCCGUGCCACAUUGAGGCAGUAAUUACUGCAAAAGGGGCACAAACCAAGUACUGAGUCCAUGUGCAUGCUUAUACUUUUCAGAGCAUCGAUAUUGUUCUAUGUACACUCCUUGUUUUAUUGAUUGCAUGUAAUAUUCUAAAUUACUGAGAUUGUGGAUUUGGGGUUUUCAUGAGCUGUAAGCCAUAAUCAUCGCACUUAUGACAAAUCACGGCUUGAACUAUCUUGCUUUGCAUGUAAUGCAUCUAUCUCAUAUAUUAGUUUCCCCUUUUACGUUGCAUUACUGAAAUAAAUGUACUUUGGCACGAUAUUCUAAUUUUUUGAGUAUCACCUGUACAUUAUGCAUAGUACAGUUUGUCUUAUAUUUUAUAUAAUGUAUCUUUAAAGUCACAAGUGUAUGUAAGUUAGAAUAAUUGAUUUGCUUAAAGCAAACUAAAGUAUUUAUGUUUAAAUUCAGAAUUCUGGAACAAACUCCAUCUAGUAAUGCCCUUGUUCGAACAACUACGGCUCUCACUAUGUUCGAUGCAGGAAUUAAGGUACAUUCACUGACUGUCACCAGGUUUAUCGGGUCAAUUUAAAUUGAAAAUGAGUACUGAUGCCUAAAAAACUUUUAUUAAUUUUAUUUUUUUGGUGCAUUCUCUAGCAUGAACUGGUAUUUGGUGUAUAACCGUAAUUAAAUUGCCGUGAAUUGUAAACUAAAUUGAACACUUUUAGCAAAAUAUAGCUAAAUGGCACAAUUUCCUAUAUUAACUUUUUUCCAACUUGCCCAUUUUCUUUAACUUUUGCAAUUCAAUUUUCAUUUGACUAGAACUGUGUAGUAAAUACAAUUAUGUAAUAUUACUCUUCUUUAAAACAACAAAGGUGAAAAAUACCAAGACAUAUACUCUUGUAAAUCCCCAGACCAGGAAAUUGCUCAGACGGGCCUGAUACCAUUAUUUUUAGAUGUGUUUGUGCAUAUCCCAUAAAUCCUUGUCUAUCAGAAGUUUAUGGGACAUUUAGUUUAGCUGCCCGAAUGCGCGAAUACCAGGCCGUGACCUCCGAACUCGGCUCGCGUGUCCCAGGGUUCCUCCUCACACCUUUAGGGUUUUUGUUUGUACAACAUAUACCUGAUCCACUUGCUGUUUCAUUGUAGGUGUCCCUUUUGGCAAUAUUUAUUGUGACCAAUUUUAGCUUCUAUUAAUUGUGCAAUAAACACCUAAAACUAAAAAACUAAAAAGUUUUUUUAUUUUUAUUUUUCCCCAUAGUCAAAUGUGAUCCCACCAACUGCCAGAGCUACUGUCAACUUCCGGCUGCACCCUGCACAUACCGUGGAGGAGGUACGAAAAUACCUUUUUAGUAAUUUUACUCCUCCAUGUCACUAAAUCUCACAUGUCACUGUUAAGUGUUUUCGUGAUUGGACUGUAUGGCAGAGACUCAAAUUACUGUCUGUAAAAAUUGUGCCUUUUUACAUCACAGAAGGGGUUUAUCUUUAUAGUAUAGGGGGACUAUAAGUCAUCAAAAAAAUCUUAUAGUGAUCACUUGAGUUUUGAUUUUAUUUUUUGUAGGUGGUGAACAUUGUAAGAAAUACCAUCAUGGAUGAGCAAGUGGUCCUUUCAGUUGUCAGCGCAUUUGAUCCACUUCCAGUAAGUCCCUAUGAUGUGGAAAACUUUGGGUACCAAACACUGAAACACACCAUCUGUGAUGUGUUCUCAGCAGCACCAGUAGGUCCAGGUGAGUCUGAAACUCAGGAGAAAACUGACAGCAAGAUAGAACUGACUGCAAGGGCUUUCAGACUAACUGCACUAAUUGCAUUUGGUCCCUUACAUUAAAUUUAAACUUAAAGUCACACUAUAGUCACCAAAAUAACUUUGCUUAAUAACGCAGUUUUUGUCUAUAGAUCAUGCCUCUGAAGUUUCACUGCUCAAUUCUCUGCCAUUAAGGAACUUCACUUUUGUUUCUGUUUAUGCAGCCCUAACCACAUUUCUCAUGGGUGUGACUGACAGAGCCUGCAUGAAAACAAUGACUUAAUUUUGUAAUUUACUUUAAACGUUUUUCUUGCCUGCUCUGUAAAUUUUAUUUUAUUUACAUACCGUAGGCUCCUACAGGGAUUAGCAAGCUAUAAAUAGAACAGACAAUAAGAAAUUCUAAAUAAAAUAGAAUUUGCAAUAAAGGAAGUGUAAACAUUAGACAUUUUACAGGAAGUGUUUAGAAAGGCUCUGUAAGUCACAUGCAUGGAGGUUUGAUUAAAGCUAUAUAAACAAACUGAUAUAGCUCCUUAAUGGCAGAGAAUUGAGCAGUGAGACUGCACGGACAUGAUCUAUACACCAAAACUGCUUCAAUAAGCUAAGGUUGUUUUGGUGACUAUAGUUAGGGCUGGCAUGUCCAUAAGGCGACACAGGCGACCGCUUCGGGUACCAGAGCAGGGGGGCACAAAAAUCCGAAUCCCCUUACUAUUGUUGCGAGGGGAGGGUGGUGACAACAAAAUGCAUCUUUGCCUGUGUAGUCAAAAAUCUUUGCACCUGCCCCGACUAUAGUGACCUUUAAGUAGGCAUUGUAAUAGAGCAGCAGGAAAUGCUAGCAGAAUGCUUCAUUGUAUAGGGAGAAGUAUUAACAGUAGAAAGUGCUCAUGCCAUUGUACAGAACACUGGUGAGACCUGACUUGGAGUAUUGUACGCAGUACUGGAGACCGUAUCUUCAGAAGGAUAUUGAUACUUUAGAGAGAGUUCAGAGAAGGGAUACAAAACUAGUUCAUGGAUUGCAGGAUAAAACUUACAAGGAAAGGUUAAAGGAUCUUAACAUGUAUAGCUUGGAGGAAAGACGAGACAGGGGGAAUAUGAUAGAAACAUUUAAAUGCAUAAAGGGAAUCAACACAGUAAAGGAGGAGACUAUAUUUAAAAGAAGGAAAACUACCACAACAAGAGGACAUAAAUUAGAGUGGUAAAGGUUUAAAAAUAAUAUCAGGAAGUAUAACUUUACUGAGAGGGUAGUGGAUGCAUGGAAUAGCCCUCCAGCUAAAGUGGUAGAGGUUAACACAGUGAGGAAGUUUAAGCAUGCGUGGGAUAGGCAUAAGGCCUAUCCUAGCUAUAAGAUAAGGCCAGGGACUAAUGAAAGUAUUUAGAAAAUUGGGCAGACUAGAUGGGCCGAAUGGUUCUUAUCUGCCAUCACAUUCUAUGUUUCUAUGUUGUAGGCUGCACUAAACCACUGUUCACACAUCCCAUGCAUAGGUAUGUGGUAUCCCAAUCUGAAUAGGAUGAGGGAUGCAGGUGAAGGUCUGAAGUCCUGUGCUCAACAAUCUUUAUAUUCCUCUGUUCUUGUUCAGGUGUGUGUGUUGGGAAUACUGAUAGCCGCCAUUUUGUAAACCUGACUGACAGCAUCUACCGGUUCAAUCCCAUAGUCAUGAAACCAGAAGAUUUAAGCAGGUAAACUAAGUGCCGCUACUUUUUCUUUCUUAACAAUAGUCUAUUGUCGGGUGUGUCUGUGAUGGAUUAACUGACUCAUAAGGUAUAAUCUACUAAAUUUAGAAAGUGCAAACAAAAGUGCAAAAGUUAGUUAACACAGCUUUAGUGCAGUUCAAAAGCUAAUUAUGUUUAGUAACUUGGUGCCUCGUUUAUCCCUUUGUUGGCUUUCUUCCAGCCUCAUUUGUAAAUCGUGGGUCACUUGCUUUUGCUUUUUAAAUUUUUUUUUUUUUAUUGAUUUUUAAAUGUAAGAAUAUCUAGAUAAAUUACAUACACAAAUUACAUAAACCCAGGACCUACUUGAAAAUGAGAGAAAUCUCAAUGUAUCCUUCCUUGUAAAAUAUUUAAUAAAUAAUAAAUAAAGGGCAUAUCACACAAUGUGCAACGUCAUACAAUUCAAAGAUAAAUAGAAAAAUUAUGAAAAGUUGAAGCAGCAGUGGAAUUAUUUUUUGUUUCCCGUAUGGAGGCAUUGGUAAAAUGUAUCAGUCUUUGUGAGGGUUUUCUCAGGGGCUCGACUCCCCCAUUAAAUGGUCGCAUCCAGUACAUAUAUCCAGUUGUCCCAUAUAUUAUGAUUUAUUUUCUGGAUACAAAAAUUUGAUGCAAUUGCGUGUUCCAUUUUGCACUGGAACUUGACUCUCUCUUUAAUUUGCCACAAAUCCACUAUAGCUGCUUUCCAAUUUUUGGCAAUAGAACAUUUAAAUGCCAUCGAAAUAUGUAUCAGAAGUAAUUUUUUUCGUUUUUAGCCAUCAUUGGUAAAAAGACCAUCGCUAUAUUCCUUUCCUGUUUUAACCCCUUAAGGACCAAACUUCUGGAAUAAAAGGGAAUCAUGACAUGUCACACAUGCCAUGUGUCCUUAAGGGGUUAGAUUCAGGAGAUCAUUAAUACAACCGAGCAGUAUAUUCCAGUUUGUUUUAAUCACAGGGCAGUUCCACCAUAUAUGUAGCUCACCAGCCCUCUCUAAACCGCAUCUUCAGCAGAAAUAAUUGGGGGAUUCAUCUUGGUUUGUUUCAUAGGUGUUAAAUACCAUCUAUUUAGUAUUUUAUAAUGUGUCUCCCCUAUAUUGAGACAGUGUUUUGAAGAGUAAAACGUUUUCAGGUCAUAAUGCCAUUCCUUAAUAUUAAUCUAUUUUUAAGGUCUCUGGACCACCUAUUUUUUGCUUUUGGAAUAGUUAUCCCCUUAAUGGUAUUUAGAACUUUCAUACAUUUUGAUCGUUGUUUGGUGUCUUUCCCCAGGUUAACAAUACAAUUUAAUUUUGCACAGGAUAUAAUAAGUUUCCCUUAUACAUUUCUGAUAUUUAAAAAGCUUCUAAUUCUAAUGUAAUUCCAAAUCUUGUGGUUUGGAAUUGUAUAUAAUUGUUGUUCUGUUUUAAACCUGAAAUCAUUCCAUAACAUGCAGACUUUAGUAAUCUCUUGAUGUAUCCACUUAGAUAUGUCUAAAUUAUCCAUCAUAUGCGUAAGAUAAAAUAGAGGUAAUGAUGGCAAGAUCUUAUAAUUUAGAUUGAUGUGUUUCUUAAAACAGCAGAUUAUGCAAUAUUAAAUUUUCCACACUUCUAACAUUUAAAGGGACACUAUAGUCACCAGAAUAACUACAGCUUAACCCCUUAAGACCGGAGGGCGUACUAUUUCGCCCUAUUUUAAGCGGCUCUAAAUGCCGCCGGGCGUAAUAAUAAGCCCUCUGGUCUUUCUUUACUUACCUGGGAGCCCCCCACGGCACGUCCGACCCCCUGGCAGCCCCCCCGGCCAUGUGAGAGUGAGGUCCUUGCGAGGACCUCACAAUCACAUGGCCGGGAUAGCUGCCUGCUGUAUUGCCAGCAGGGGGGCUGCCUGUAAUGACAGGUGGUCCCCCUGCUGGCUGGAAAUAAAAUUAAAUAAAAUUUUAAAAAGUUAAAAAGUGUAAAAAAAAAAAAAAAUAUAUAUAUAUAUAUAUAUAUAUAUAUAUAUAUAUAUAUAUAUAUUUAUAUAUAUACUUAGAUCAUAUAUAUAUGUAAUAUAUAUAUAUAUAUAUAUAUAUAUAUAUAUAUAUAUAUUAUAUAUAUAUGAUCUAAGUAUAUAUAUACACAUAUACAUACACACACACACUGUCUAGGUGUAUUUUACUAUUAAUAUAUAUAUAAUUAUAUAUAUAUAUAUAUAUAUAUAUAUCAAAUUACACAUAGACUGAUAUUGAUUUAAUAUAUAUAUAAUUAUUGUUAUAUAUAUUUCUAUAUAAUAUAAAAAAAUUAAAUAUGUAAAUACAUUAAAAAAUAAAAUUAAAAAAAUAAUUUAAAAAUAUAUAGAUGUGUUUUUUUCGUUCUAACUGUAUUGUGAUAUUAAUAUAUAUAUAUAUAUAUAUAUAUAUAUAUAUUUAUAUCAAAAUACACGUAGAAUGAAAUAAUAUAUAUAUCUAUAUACAUAAAUAUAUACGUAUAUAUCACUAUAGAUAUACCUAUAUAGAAAUAAAAAUAUGUAAAAAAAUUGAGAUAUAUAUAUAUUCACAUACGUAUAUAUAUACAUACAUAAAUAUAUAUGUAAAAUUAAUAUAAUAUUUUUACAUAAUUAGGUAUCUUAAUUAAUUACAAUUAGCAGGACCUGCCUGACAACCCAUGCCGAAAGUAAAGGGAAUUUAAUUUGCAUCACUAUAUUUAACCCUAUAACUUUCCAAGACACCAUAAAACCUGUACAUGGGGGGUACUGUUCUACUCGGGAGACUUCGCUGAACACAAAUAUUAGUAAAAUGUAUUACAACGAUGAUAUCGCCAGUAAAAGUGACGUUUUUUGCAUUUUUCACACACAAACAGCACUUACACGGACAAUAUUAUUGCUGCGAUACUUUUUACUGUUUUGAAACACAAAUAUUUGUGUUCAGCAAAGUCUCCCGAGUACAACAGUACCCCUCAUGUACAGGUUUUAUGGUGUUUUCAAAAGUUACAGCGUCAAAUAUAAGGCUUGUGUUUCAUUUUUCUCACAUUAAAAUUCGCCAGAUUGGUUACGUUGCCUUUGAGACCCUAUGGUAGCCCAAGAAUGAAAAUUACCCCUAUGAUGGCAUACCAUUUGCAAUAGUAGACAACCCAAGGUAUUGCAAACGGGGUAUGUCCCGUCUUUUUUAGUAGCCACUUAGUCACAAACACUGGCCAAAAUUACAUUUUGUUUCGUUCACAACGUGUACAUUUGGCUCCGUCCUUAAGGGGUUAACAAUAAAACUGCCUGGAUUAUAUGCAAACCAAACAACCGUGCCUGUUGUUUACACUAGAGGACCGUGAUACCUGCAGACAAGGAUCACACCACUGAUUAUUGGUUUUUACGUUAUACUACAGGAAAUUACUACUUUCAACAGGGCUCUUGGAAUAUUAUAUAUAUCCUUACUUCCAGUAAUUGGUCAACUAUGCAUAAUCUGAGAAAAAAAUAAUAAUAAUAAUGUGUUAUUUAACUCCAACCCUGUGUUUUUAAGAGCGCUUUUCAACUGUGAUUAGCUUAAUAAUCUAUUCUCUUCACCAUCAUUUAUAAUAUGUAAAGUCAUUUUAUAUUCUAAAGAAAAAGUUUGACCCCCACAAAAAAUCAACAUCAUACUUGUAUAUCAUUACAUUACUUAAUAUAGUUUCAACUGUAUCCCCACGCUACCUUUUUCAUGUGUAUAAAUUAUCGAUCACAUAUAUACAUUUUUAAUUCUUAUAUGCUUGCCUAUAUUUUGUGACUAUAACACUUUAGUCAAAUCUUUAUGCAUAGUUUGUGGUAAUUUCUCUACCCCCUCCCCCUCUGUGUGAAGGGACAUUUAUCUAUUGUGUUUAAUAUUGUGAAUUCAAUUUUGCCCCUACUUCCUGUGAUGUCCCUAUAUAGUGCUGAAAUCAUGUUCCCUAUCUCUUGCUUAUAUUUGUAAAAAAAAAAAUCAUAAAUAUUCCAUUAUCCCUAGUCUUCAACAAAAAUUAUAGUAAAUGAGUACUUAUUGGUGAAUUAUAAAAAAUAAAAAAAAAUAAAAAAAAAACAAGAAUAAAAUGUCUCUUCCUCCUUCUGGGUAGAUGUUUUUUCUCUGGCCCUUCGGGAUCUGGUAAGAUUAUUUUCCUGCAUCCAUUUAUUUAAUAAGUUCAAUUCCUGGAAGGACAGAACUUGGGAUUGGUGAUAUAUGAAAAUUUUCAUUAGUUAACCCAAUUUAUAACAAAUGUUCUUAUGUCUUAGAAUAUUUGUUGAAGGGUCAAAAGUGUAUCUUGUGUGGUAUGAUAUUUCUGGGAAUGUUUUAAUCUUAUUAAAAGGAUCUUGUAGCAUAGUAGAUCUGUAGAGUUUCAAAACUUGUUUUUUGACUUUACUGGAUAAACAGUGGACCCCAACUUCUCUGCAUACCGUCUGUGGAAGAGUAGUUGUUCUUGUUGUUCUAUGGCAUCUUUCUAGUACUGGAACAUGCAUUGAUAUUUGAAGAAAAAAAAUCCAUAAUAUAAUCUACUAGUUCAGGCAUAGGCAACCUUCGGCACUCUAGAUGUUGGACUACACCUCCAAUUAGGCUUUGCCAGCUUUAUCGGUGUAAGAACAUUAUGAGGAAUGUAGUCCAUAACAUCUGGAGUGUCGAAGGUUGCCUACUCCUGUACCAGCUUAUCGUUAACAAUUUUUUUCCGGUAUGUCUCUAAAUCCUAAAUUAAUUAGUUUAGAUCUGUCUUCCGUAUCUGCCAACCUUAAUUCAAUGUCACUGAUUUUUCCUUUUUAAUUCUCUUGGAAAUUCUUGUUGUUGAGCAAGUUGAAACUCAAGAGUUAAACAUUUUUCUUCAUUUAUCUUCAAAUGAUUCCUCAUGUCUUUCCUUAUUUUUAUUUAACAUUGUGUUUAUUGUAAUUUCUGCUUUCAUUUCGCUCAAUUGGAACUCAAAGCAUGUUUUGAGAUAUUCCUGAAGGAGGGGAUGAAAUUCUUUCAUAUGUGGAAUUUUAAAAGACUCUUCAUCUAUUUUUUUUUUUUUUCCUCUAGUAAAUUUAAGAGCAUACGAUUCUGAACCUUUCUCUUGUUCUUGUUUUGUGGUGGAGAUGUGAAGAAGGAUAAUUGCUUUAGUAUCCCCUUUCUUAUCCUUUUUAGGUAUCGAUCUAUCUUCCUGGCUUAUUUGGCAGCCAUUUUAGGUUUCAAGAUUUGCAGACAAAUUAAAAAAAUCACUCUUUGGUGCUUUAGUGCACUCUCUUGCAAUUAGCAAUUAGACUUGCAGUCGUCUGAGGACUUAAGCUUGUUUAAUAUGGAGGUGUUUGCUUAACGGCUACUUUAACAGGGCGUGUAUUUAACCUUUCCGUAUCUCUUCUCCUUAAUUUUAUCAAAUGAGCUACGGAGAAGAAAAGGGAGACAGGAAAAAAGAUACAAAAACAAAAAUACUACUGGAGCGUCUUGCGACAAUUUUUACCAGCCGUACUUUCCUUCCCUUUUUUUUCCCCUUCCCUUCCUUUUUUCUUGCUCAGUGAAUUUAUGGCAUAAUUUUUUUUGGUGGUUAACUUGUAUUUGGAUGGUUUAGAUAAUUGUAGGUUUAAGUUCUACUUAUAGGCUUACAGAACUGAGGAAAUAGAGAAAUAAGCUGUGCCUGUUUAUAAUGACACACCCAGAAAUUGUAAAACACUUCUAUAGGUAUUUGUAAUGCAUAGAAUAAAAAAUAAAAUUACCCAAUUGCAGUCCCCAAAGCCUUCUUUGGCUUCCUGACGACGGCUAUCCGCCGGCCCGUGUGGAACCAGCGUCUGACCCGCACUAAAAAAACUAUACUGGAACUUCCAAAGCAGGCAGGAGGGACAGGCCUCCCCUCUUUUGAAAAGUAUUACCAGACUGCCCACCUGCAUCGGCUGGUCGAUUGGCAUGUGUUACACCCUACGAAGCAAUGGGUCACCCUGGAGCUCGGGCAGACCGGAGAAAGCAUUUCCUCCAGAUUAUGGUUAGGCGGCACCACGUAUAGUGCGCUUCACACCAAAAACCCCCUGAUUGAUGCCACCCUAAGGUCGUGGACAACAGUAAGAUACAGGGAGCAACUCACCUCAUCCCCUAGCCCUCUGACACCCAUAACAUACAACAGAUUCUCUAACGCAAAGCAACCUGUCUGGCAUUCAAACCACCGACUGGAUGUACUUUCACCAAUGGUCUGGUCCGACUGGACUAAAAACACCAGCAGACUUAUGCCCGGACAGGAGACCAACGAUGCUCGAGCAGUUCCGCUACCACCAAAUCAAAACAUACUUCCAGAACCUACCAGGACGGGGACACUUACACAGGCCACUCACACACUUUGAACAUCUGUGCACCACCCGAACACAUCUUUCCAGGGGAAUCUCGACACUCUACACCAUGCUCAAGACCCAAGCCAGGGACGACACACAGAUUGGAUACACGAGCCACUGGGAAAGAGACACGGGGACGACAUUAACCACACAAGAAUGGGAUAACAUCCUCACGCUCACACACAAAUGCUCCCUUAGCUCAAAAUACCAAGUGUUAAACUAUAAAUUACUCACGCGCUGGUACAGGACACCCGAUAUCCUACACCGUAUGCAUGAAGACACACCGCACACGCUGGAGAUGUGGCACCCAACCCGGGACCUAUAUCCACGUCUGGAGGAUGCCAGGAACAAUGUGCCCUGACCUGGUACCCAUGGAUGACAUACAUCUCCAGAAAAAACAGAGGCCAGGCAGGAGUACAACCUGCCGACCCACCUCGAUAGACUGACCAGAACAGAAGUAGAAAAGGAAACCCUCAGGGACAGAGGUGCACAAAAAAGUGGAGCCGAGUGGAAGGGGAAAACCCUUCCUAUCCCACUCUGUACCUUCUCUCCCACUUCCCUCCCCUGCCUUGCCCACAUUCAAGUCAAGAACACAAAAAAAGUAACUGUACCAUAUUUCACAUACAGACUAUAGACAAGACAUAGAAUGACUAAGACUACAGCGCACGCCUAUUGACCACAAUGAGCACAAACACCACAUAACAGCACUCUCAAACGCACCAAAACAGGCCAGCGACCCAGCCAGUGUAGACCGAAAACAAGCCACGAAAUGCCAGACACCCCGGGAGUAGGGGUAACAGAAUGAACAGAGACUACCCCGUGACCCCCAACAGGUCCAAAUCAGGCACAGAUGAUAGCAUAACGUGGAAGAACACUUGGCUGGAUGCACCGACCACAAGACACAACAUAGAACAAGACCUUAAGCGCUUCCCAAUACGCGCUCAGGGACUCAAGUGCAUAUCCCAUAAGAAAUUACCCCGACAUAGUACAUAGUAGGCCAAACACACACACCCGACGAGUUUAAACACUGAUGUAUUCAAGACACAAUACAAAGUUCGAACUUGACAAGCCACAAAUAUUUUGAAACAGUUUUAUUGUACUAAAUUUAUCGUACUAAAAUGCUUUUAUCCAUUUAAGAUUGUUCCUUUGCAUACAUUUGUUAUGCUGUACCUUGCCUUGAAUGUGCAAAAAAAACUAACCAAAACUUAAAUAAAGAUUGUCUAAAAAAAAAAAAAAAAAUUAAACCACAUUUUACAUUUACUUCAAGAUGUUAGAAUAAAUACAAAUACUACAAAUGUUAUACGACUAACAUGGAUCACGAGUUUUUCGAUCUACGAGCCUAAAUUUUUAAUAAAAUUUAUUUUGGACUAUGAGCUAUGACUUAGGAGCCGAGUAAACAUUUUAGGCAAGCCCGGACUACGAUUUUUGCUGUACGUUUAUAAUCGAGAAAGCAUCCUUGCGUUUACAUACUGUAUUCUAUUCACAUGUUCAUUGUUCUUUCACGACCACGUGUUUGUUCAGCAAACAUUUUUGUGUCUACGUGAAGUGCAGUGUGUACUGUAGUGUUGAGAAUGGCCCCUAAGAUGAUGAAGAUGCAAGGCAGGAAGAAGAUGAUUACAGUGCAGGUUAAGAAGGAUAUCAUCGAGAAGCACGAAGAAGGUAUGCAAGUUGUGGACUUAGGAAGUUGUAUAACCGUAUAACCUCGACAAUUUGCACCAUCAAUUUUUCUGGUGGUUAACUGAAGAGUAAGGACAUGAUCAGGGCUAUCAAUAUAGCCAAGGGAGUAACGACGGUAACGAAGCCGCGUCCUAGUAUUCUCGAAGAGGUCGAGAAGCUGCUUCUCGUUUAGAUAAAUGAGAAACAGUUGGCAGGUGAUACAGUCACCAAGAGCAUAAUUUGCGAGAAGGCAAGGGCCUUGUACAAUGACCUGAAGACUAAGCUGCCAGGUCCAUAUGUAACAGACAAAGAGAGCUUCAAAGCAAGCCGUGGUUGGUUCAAAAACUUUAAGAGAAGGAUUGGCCUCCAUAGUGUCAUCUGGAAUGGGGAGGCUGCGAGUGCCGACACCAAGGCAGCAGAGUUAUUCGUCAAGGAGUGCCGCAGCAAGUUUUCAACUGCGAUGAGACGGGGCUUUUUUUGGAAGAAGAUGCCCAAGAGGACCUAGAUCACUGCUGAGGAAAAGGCCAUGCCCAGUCAUAAGCCCAUGAAAGACCCUCUACCACUUGGAAAAUCCAUAAGCCUUCAAGAAAUGUCAGGUGCAAAAGAGUCAGCUCAAUGUGUUAUGAAGGUCCAACAGCAAGGCUUCUGUCACGCGGAUGCUGUUUGUUGAGUGGUCAAUGAGUGCUUUGGUCUCUCUGUCAAGCAAUACCUACUUGAUAGGGGCCUCCUUCCCAAAGCCUUGGUGGUUAUGGACAAUGCUCCUGCACAUCCUCCAGACAUUGAGGAUGACCUACUGGAGGAAUUCCAUUUCGUCAAGGUCAUGUUCCUCCCUCCCAGCACCAUGUCACUCAUUCAGCCCAUGGAUCAGCAGGUCAUCUCAAACUUCAAAAAGCUGUAUACUAAGGCCUUGUUUCAGCAAUGUUUCAACGUGACUGAAGGAACGAACCUCACACUCCGAAAGUUUUGGAAAUACUUUUUUCCAUAUUGUCAGCUGCCUGAAGUUCAUUGAUAAAGCUUGGGAGGGGGUCACUGUCACGGAAGCUCCUGUGCCACAGCCUACUGGAGAGGCAUAACAGCUAGCCUCUUGCCCACAGACUAUAGGCCUGGUCUCAGACUUUAAAGUGAUAUGUAGGAUAUGGUGUUUCAUUGUGUUAAUGUUGAGAUAUUAUGCAAAAUGUUGAGCUGGAUGUGUUGUGUUAAUUGUAUUAUGUAAAAGCAAUUGUGCUAUGUGUAUUGGUGUCCAGCAGGAAAUUAAGUUAUCAUGUCCCAGACACCAAGACACCAGGGUGUGGAUUACAUUGUGCUGGCUGAAGACGCCCUGUUGUGUGUAGGGCGAUAAAUGUAUGUGUUUUUCUCUGAAAUAAACAGUUCUUUGGUUUUACCCAAUGCAACUAGUCUUGUCCACUAUAUUGGGGAAUUUUACAGGGUUCCAGAGGGCUAGAAUCACUGUAUGCUGUAGCUGAAUCCUGGACGAGCAGAGGAUUAGAGAAGCAGGGACCAAGGGACACUAAAUGACAGUCACCAAGAUAACCCUCAAUUCCUCUUGGAGGAAACUGUGGUCUGGUUGCGUUCUUGAACGUGUUUUUGAAGGCUUCAUUCCUGAAGAGCAGCCAGUCGUAGAUAAAAUCAUGUCUUUGGGGAAGACUAUGGUACUGGACGUGGACCAUGAAGACAUCCAGGAGUUGGUGGGGGAACAUGACAACGAGCUGAUGGAUCUGCUUUAGGAGCAGCAGCAUGACGUUAUAGAGGAGCUAUCGUCUGAGAAGGACAAGGCAAAAUAAUCUGUCAGUUCUCAGAGGAUUAAGGAGGCGUGCAAAGCGUGGGAGUUUUUGCAAGAUUUUGUGGAGAAGAAUCACCCAAAUAAGACUGUAGCAAUUCGUAGUGUAAAUUUGUUUAAUGAUAACGCAAUGUCACCUUUCCGUGAAAUUUUGAAAAGAAGGCAAAAACAGGUGUCAUUAGAUAGGUUCCUUGUAAAGGUUUGUAAGAGUAAUAAUGUUGAAAGUGGGGGAAAAGGGUUGAGAAAAGUGAAACCGAGUUUAGCCUACACUCUCCACAAAGCGUAAAAUAUCCGAUAGUGAAGAGAGAACUCCAAAGGUUACAGCUCCUGACGUUCUCUUGGAAGGAGACUCUACUUCCAUUCAGUAACCCCCAGGUUAAUUUGUAUAAUAUUUAUUUUUUUAUUGUGAAUUAUUCAUUUGUGAUGUUAGGGGUAAUAAUUGGUAGAGUAAUUACCAUUAAAAAUUAUUUUAAAUGUAUGUAUGAGGGUCUGGAACACAUUAUUUGAAUUCCCAUUGAUUUUAAUGGGAAAAUGUGUGUUAAAUUACGAGUUUUUUGGACUGCGAGCUUGGUCACAGAAUGGAUUAAACUCAUAGUCCGAGGCACCACUGUACAUGAAUGAUAUUGAUCUAUUUUUAAUUUUUUUUUCCUUUCAGGUUUCAUGGUGUGAAUGAACGGAUAUCAAAAGAAGGGUUUGAAGCUGUUGUACAGUUUUAUUACCAGCUGAUUCAAAAUUCAGACUCUGAGAAAGUGCCCGGAACUCAUCAUAUACCAGAAGAAUUAUAGUCAGAAAUGGAGGGACUUGAAUAACGUUAUGGAAAUGUAGAUUUCCAAAUUGCCUUUACACUGUGCAGCAUUUUAUCUGUAUACUGACAGCAGUCAUAGUAGGUAAUUGUAAUUGACUGUAAUGUUGGUUGCUAAUACUGACCUGACCUGGUGCCUAAAUAAAUUCAUUUUCCAUUAGGUACAUGUAGUUGUAGUUACACUAUAUGGACAAAAGUAUUGGGACACCUGACCAUUACACCAAAAGGAACUUUUACAUAGAUAUUAAUAUGUAGUUGAUCCCCCCUUUGCAGCUAUAACAUCUUCUACUCUUCUAGGAAGGCUCAAACCUGGCUGCUACAUAAAUUCCCCCUAUAUAUGGCUACACCUGGAAUUACAGUAACAGCAGAUGCUUGUUAGCCAGUGAAAGAGUCUGAAAGUACUCCAGUUAUUACUGCCCUUCCCAUCUCUACCUACAUUCUACAGACUGUUUCAAAUCUACCAUACAGAACUGAACUAUUAAAUAACUCUUUAUGGGACAUUGCGAGUUUGUUAGAUUUUUCUGGAUUUCUGAACUUGGCUUGUCCUGAUUACUCUUUGUUAGCUGCUUUACUGACUUAUUGACUUGUUUUGCAGACUACUCUGACUUCUGGAUUCCCCUGACUGUAACCUGUUCCUGUCUACAUUAAGCCCAGCCAUUAUAAAGUGACUACACCAAACGACUCAAAAUAAUACAUUUAAUGUACUUGUUAAAUGCUAUGCCAUCACGGGGACAAUUUUCUUUCUUAGGGUGUCAAGUUUUCUCAAAGGUGACAUAAGCGCAGAAAAUCACUUUGUUAAAUUUACAAAGUGAAAAGGGCAUCUAAUAUAUUUGGCUCUGUGACUUACCAAUGUUUAAUUUAUUUUUUUAAACUGUUCCGUGGUGGUACUCUGAGAUGAUGUAUAAUAAAAACUACUGAGGCUUUAUUGAACUAACUGAACAAACUAUAUUUGGAUUAUGACAUUUUUGUGAAAAUUGAGUUUGUGUGUGGAAAAAGCACAAAUAAAAAAUAUAACCACUAAUGGGAUCUGUAUUUGUGAUACAGUGGGUAGUCCAAACACUUUAAAAUAUGCCAUUUAGAAUACUCUGG
Messenger RNA from Pelobates cultripes (western spadefoot toad), 28556 nucleotides. Lineage: Eukaryota; Metazoa; Chordata; Amphibia; Anura; Pelobatidae. The record is from the annotation of a GenBank genome assembly.